Owenia fusiformis is the source of this 4022-nucleotide messenger RNA. Lineage: Eukaryota; Metazoa; Annelida; Polychaeta; Sabellida; Oweniidae. The record is from the annotation of a GenBank genome assembly.
CCUAUUUUUUAUUUGUUGGUGAUUCAACUCUAUUGCUAAUAAUGAGUUCCGCGAACUGAUUGCAUACAGUGUAGGUCUUAUGCAGCAUAUGUCUUCAAUACGAUUUUUAUUAGCAUUAACAAUUUGGACCAUUCGUUAAAGGAAGGAUCUGAAACACACAACUGACAACACUAUCGAAAAGGUCAAUUCUCUGAUCACUGGUGCCAUGGAAAGGAAUAGAAGAUCUCAUACAGGGGCUCCCGGUGAAUUGUCCAUUAUGGGAGAGAGAAAGAACAUAUUGCGACAUAUAAGGGACAACCGUGUGACGUGCAUUGAAGGAGAGACUGGCUGUGGAAAGAGCACAAAGGUUCCACAAUUUAUUUUGGACUAUCAGCUGAAAAAUGGAAUACCCAAAGAGAAUAUCAAGAUGAUAGUGACACAGCCAAGGCGAGUUGCUGCUGUUUCACUCGCAAAGAGGGUGGCUCAAGAGAGGGACGAGGAAGUCGGGAACACGGUUGGUCACAGGAUAGGAGGUGACAAUGCCUCUUGCGCAUCGACCAAUAUUAUAUAUGCCACUGUUGGAGUUUUGCUGCAGCAACUCAUAAAUCAGCCGCAUACAUAUUCCAACUACAAUUUCAUAAUAUUAGAUGAGGUUCAUGAACGCAGCAUCGACAGUGAUAUGUUGAGUCUUGUCAUCAAAAUCUUAAAGGAUAAACCCGAAAACACCGGAACAAAGAUAAUUAUCAUGUCGGCAACGCUACAAGGGCAGCUUUUCACAAAAUACUUCGGAGAUGAAAGAACAAAGCCGAUUUUUGUUGGAUGCAAGCCUUUUGAUGUCGAAGAAAUCUACUUGGAAGAUUUGGUAGACGCAGAUGGAGGGUUCUUGUAUACACUUGAGUCAAGUCAUGUGAGCGUCGUCUUUCAACAAUGGUUACGAUUUAGUGAACACCACUUAGAGGAUGGAGAAUGUAUGGAUAGAAUUCGAGAGGCGCUGACGAAUCUAGAUGAUGAACUUCGCUCAAAGGUGCGAAGUUUGAUUGAUGAAUCAAAUGAUGAUCAGAGGAAAUUUAAGACACCCACUCCAUACGUAGACAAAACUGUUUAUCCUCUUUGUGCUCAUCUUAUUCAAACUUUGGUUGUAAGAGGAGAAACUAUUCUCGUCUUUGUUCCGGGAAUUGGAGACAUUGAUGAAUUGUGUGAAAUUCUUUCUCCAAUAGAAGAAAAUUAUGAGAAAUGGAGGGAUACAUGUAAUUGUCCUAUCCGGAUCUUUCCAUUGCAUUCGACAAUUCCCAAAGAAGACCAAGACGCAGUUUUUGCUCCUCCGGGAGAAGAUGUUGCUCACGUUGUCAUUGCAACUAACAUUGCUGAGAGCUCCUUAACUUUACCAAAAGUCCGAGUCGUAUUUGACUUUGGCGUUGAGAAACAGAUUAAUUGGGACAAGAGAAAGGGAAUGACCACACUCAAAGAAGGAUGGAUUUCGAAAGCUAGUGCAAAACAGAGGAAAGGUCGCACUGGCCGGGUGUUUGAAGGAAGAGUAAUUAGAAUGUAUCCUAGAUGCUUCUAUGAGAAUUCUAUGGAGGAUCAUGAAGUUCCCGAGAUUUUGUCAUGUUCGUUGGACAAACUCGUGCUCCAGGUUAAACACUUGAGAGAGAAGAUAUCAUGUGACCUUAAACCUACUGAGUUGUUGAAAAAAGCUGUGUCGGUGCCAUCUAUAAAAAACAUAGAUGAUGCUCUUAAAUCUUUGGCUGAUGACGGCGCUCUAUUAGAGGAGGAUGAGUUGUCUCGUUCAACUCUCCUGGGUCACCUUGCCGUGAGACUUCCAAUAGACAUAAGGAUGUCAAAGGUAGUUCUACUGGGAACAUUAUUUGGCUGCCCAUGCGAUGCUGUUAUCAUUGCUGCAUCGCUAUCGGCCAGUAUGGAGCCAUUUACCCUUCCAACACUCAAGAUCAUGAAAGACUCGGAAAAGUUUGCUGAAUCCAUCCGAAAUAGUACCAGUCGACGUUAUCACUAUGACAAUGGCUUGUACAGUGAACCGAUUAUGAUGCGUAACAUGUUCAUAGACUGGUUGCACUGGGUGGAAAAUAACAGAGGUUAUACAGACAAAACAUACAAAUGGACGGACAGAAAACAUCUAACAAGGAGAUUCUGUGGAAAGAAUUUCUUGUCAGACAAACGGCUGAAAGAAUUUGAGUCAUCUGUCAUUGAAAUUGCCAGACGUUUGUUAACUCUGAUCGAUUCAGAAACCAAAGCUGCCAAGCAAUUAGAAUAUCUUAUUCAUCUUCUGAGAAGUAGCCCUAUCACCGACUACACUCCACCACCGAGCGAUAAGAAAGCACAAAGUGGAGAUUUAAAAAAGGCAAAACCAGAAUUAAAUGCAGCGAUUGCCCAUCAACUUGAAACCCUUUCUAUUCAAGCAUCAAAAGAAGAGAACACAGGAGCUAGAUCUAAAUAUUCCAGGCAGACAGAAUCCAAACCAGAAUCUGGAUUGGUAGUUGAUGACUUAAUUGAAAAGGAUGACACAAUCUUGAAAACCAUAAUAGCUGGAGCAUUUACUGCUAACCUUAUGGUUGGAAAUGUUAAGAAAAAAGAGUCCGAGGAAAAGGAUUUGAGUCUGCGCCCUGACAGACGAGCAAAUAGAAAAAGGGAAUGUAAGGACUUAAUGCAACACAUAAAGGAUCAGGCUUAUGACCCAAAAAGAACCAUUGCCAUUGAACAUGAUAUUCCAAAUGUAGAGCAAAAACGUCAGGAUGUCAGAGCAAGUCUGGCUACAAUUCUCGGACAUUCAAGGACGGGAGAAUAUGACCACGCACUAACAGAAAUGGCAAGCAGGCAGUACAUUGUGAUUCAAUUUAAAGAGAACCAGGAACAGAAUCGUAAAUUGAUCCAUGAUGUACCUUGGAAGGCCCAUGCAAUAAACCAAUAUGCAGAAGGUAAUAUGAGGUAUUUUGAUGCCCCUAACAUCGGAGGAAAGGGUCGACAUGCAGCUAUAUUGAAGACUGUAGAGCAGCCAUAUCGUUUGGAAUGGACAUUUAUGAGAGGAAAAGAACCUGCUAAAAUAAUGGCCUGGCGAAAUCCCCUUGGAUUUGCGUGUGAAACUGAAAAGAGAUGUCACAUUGGAUUCCCUGCUCAGAUUAUGAAAACUGAGAAGAAUAAUGCGAGACAGGGUGUUUCCACAACAUACCAGGCCCACAAAACAACCAUCCUGCCAUCAGAGAAACAUGGACUUAUUGCUGCUGUUAUAGUGAUGUGUUUUGUCUCACAAAGACAAGAAGUUAGAGUGCAUGUAUACGAUGAUGACACGUGUCCCAGAAUUGCUGGAAUAUCCCUUGGAAAUGCAUCACUUUCAUUGAGUAACAGCUUAUGUGCGAUGCUAGAUGUCGAAGGAGGAGUGGAGUUCAACCUUCAUGAUUAUUAUUGUAUUAGACCGGAAUUUAUUCACAUCAUUAAUGAAAUAAGAACAGCAAUCUCCAAUGUAUUUGUAAAGAAAAGGUUGACAGAUAACUUUACAAAGAUCCCCCAGAUUGGUGUCGUAGACACUGUGAAAAUGUUGUUGGAUAAAGCCAGACUAUCCACGACAAAGCCGGAAGAUGGUGUUAAGAGGAACAAGAAGGGAGCAGAAAAUCCGAAGCCAGAUAAACAAUGGCCGUUUAACACAAGACAGCCCAGAGAUGAGCUGGAUAGCUCUGAUUCUGAGAGUGACUUCUCUGAAGAAGCUAGUAAUGAGAGCGACUACGAGCAGGAGGACAGCGAUGAUGACGAAAGCAACCUAUUUUAUCUUGAGGAGUUCGAUCUUUCCAAACUAUUUCCAAAACAAAGAACUGGCUUUUUUCACAAAACCUACAAAACCUACAAAACCUAUCAAGCCAUGGAUUAGUUCCCAAUGAUGAAUGGUAUUAGUGCAGGAAAAAGGAAACGUGAUUAGGUGGAGCAACAUUGGCAGUCAUGAUUGACUAUGUACGAUGAAGCUAGAUGUGGAGCAACCCGAACAUCGCAUCCUAUCUGCACCAUGAUGGAACAAUAGUUAUACACACAGUGAUAAUGUC